Messenger RNA from Grammomys surdaster, 1653 nucleotides. It is a transcript of the gene Cd151, whose product is annotated as CD151 molecule (Raph blood group). Lineage: Eukaryota; Metazoa; Chordata; Mammalia; Rodentia; Muridae. Gene Ontology annotation, cellular component: membrane. The record is from RefSeq and is a predicted model, not a curated record. The transcript has 9 exons. The coding region runs from base 242 to 1003 and encodes 253 amino acids.
GUGAAGCCAAGCCGGAGGGUGUGGGGAGCAGUGACCUGAGUUCCUCGCUCACUGAUGUUCCUAGUCUCCGUAGCUGGCCUCGGGGACGCCCAGGAGGCAGAGCCUAUCUGGUGACUCUGAGAACCAUUUGACUGCUGCUUUAGCCACCAUUGCAGGAGUGGCAAGAUCCCACCUGCUAGGUGAAGGACAGAUCAGUCACUUUUGACCUGUACCUGCUGGUCCUGACUUCUAGAGGUCCAGGAUGGGUGAAUUCAAUGAGAAGAAGGCAACAUGUGGCACAGUCUGCCUCAAGUAUCUGCUGUUCACCUACAACUGCUGCUUCUGGCUGGCUGGCCUGGCUGUCAUGGUGGUGGGCAUUUGGACACUGGCCCUCAAGAGUGACUACAUUAGUCUGCUGGCCUCAAGCACCUACCUAGCCACAGCCUACAUCUUAGUGGUGGCUGGUGUUGUUGUCAUGGUGACUGGAGUCCUGGGCUGCUGUGCCACUUUCAAGGAGCGACGGAACCUGUUACGCUUGUACUUCAUCCUGCUCCUCCUCAUCUUCCUCCUGGAGAUCAUUGCUGGCAUCCUGGCCUAUGUCUAUUAUCAGCAGCUGAACACAGAGCUCAAGGAGAAUCUGAAGGACACCAUGAUCAAGAGAUACCAUCAGUCAGGCCAUGAGGGUGUGACCAGUGCUGUAGACAAGCUGCAGCAAGAGUUCCACUGCUGUGGCAGCAACAACUCUCAAGACUGGCGAGACAGUGAGUGGAUCCGCUCUGGUGAGGCAGACAACCGUGUGGUUCCUGACAGCUGCUGUAAGACGAUGGUAACUGGCUGUGGCAGGCGGGACCAUGCCUCCAACAUCUAUAAAGUGGAGGGCGGCUGCAUCACUAAGCUGGAGACCUUCAUUCAGGAGCACCUGCGGGUCAUUGGGGCUGUGGGCAUUGGCAUCGCCUGUGUGCAGGUCUUCGGCAUGAUCUUCACCUGCUGCCUGUACAGAAGCCUCAAGUUGGAGCACUACUGACCAUGUAGCCAGGCCAGGCGGCCCAGCCUUGCAAUAUGUCCCAGCCCCACUACUGAACACUACUGACUUAAAGACUGCUGACUGCCAGAGGUAGCUGCCCUCACCAUGACCCCUGGCAACUCCACCUCAGGGGCAGCUUCAAGUGCCUUUCACUGCACAGCAAAGUCCCAAAGCUUGAGGCCGCAUCCUUGCCCCAGCGCUAAGAAGAGGGGGGCAGGUAUGCCAGUGCUGGGCUAGGCCUGGCUAGAAUAGGGUUUAGAUUAUUUGACAGAAGUGCCUCUUAUGCACAGACUGCUUCCCAUUGGGUAGCUGUGACCCUAUAGGAAGUCUGGGGAGAACCUGGGUAAAAGCAGGCAGGAAGGGGCCUUUCUAGUUGGGCUAGACACCUUUCAUGCCUGCUGCGGGGAACCCUCAGCUCUGCUUGCCCCAAACAAAUGGGGCAAGCUUCUAACAGCCUCAGCCCUGGCUUUUCCCCACUACUGAUAACACUAUGUAAGUGCUCUGUGUUCCUGUACACUGUCUUCUUUUAGAACACCCCUGAAUGGAGCAUGGUUGCUCUCACUGCUGUAUCCCAGAUGCCCACAAAUGCUCCUGCUAUGUAACAGGUGCUCAAUAAAUGUAUGAGUAGUCAGUUUGCUGACAGGACCUUA